Molecule: messenger RNA, 1877 nt
Organism: Daphnia pulicaria
Lineage: Eukaryota; Metazoa; Arthropoda; Branchiopoda; Diplostraca; Daphniidae
Product: cytochrome P450 4C1-like
Exons: 14
Coding region: 229-1752 (507 amino acids)
Molecular function (GO): iron ion binding; heme binding; oxidoreductase activity, acting on paired donors, with incorporation or reduction of molecular oxygen
Source: RefSeq, a predicted model, not a curated record
UUCGUCUCAUUUUGUAACGAACUUGAGUGCUGAAAGGUUGUCUGCUGCAGAGUCAGCUGUUUAAUUUUGUGAUAGGUGUGUGUGUAACAGGUUUAAUUUUGGUGUGAUGGCGGGAGCUUCCUUUUGGGCUAGUGCAGAAUUAUUCGUAUAUUAAAGGUGCACUUAAAAUAUUGAUCGAUUGUGCCAGCACGGCGAGUAUAGACUCUAGCAGCCCUUGUCAAAGACAGGAUGUCGUUUGAUUUCUGUGCGGCCGUCUUCGCUUUGGGAUUCAUUCUCGCCUUCGUGUCCUGGUGUUUAUACAUUCGCUUUUCACCUUUCCACGUAUUGGUGAAUCGGAUCCCGGGUCCCAAAUUUCAUCUGCCCUUACUAGGAAAUUCAUUGGAGUUAGCUGGAGGGCUAGACAAUGUACUUCACAUGUUUCAAGAGAAAUGGCCAGAAAAAUACGGGGAAGUCUACCGCAUAUUUCUCGGAAACCACUGCUACGUUGUUAUUUCCACACCCGAGUUACUAGAGACGAUUUUGAGCAGCCAGAAGAUCAUCGACAAAGGCUCGUCUUAUGUCAACCUAGUUCCCUGGUUGGGACUGGGACUACUCGUUAGCUCCGGUGAUUUGUGGCGAUCGCGACGGAAGUUGCUGACGCCAGCCUUUCACUUUUCGAUUUUGAAUAGCUUCGUUGAAGUAUUUAACGAGCAGAGUCGCAUCCUCUGUGGAAUUAUUGAAGACAUUUGUCAAUCGUUUGCGGAUGGAAAAAGCGAAAUGGACGUGUAUCCAUUAAUUACACGAUGUUCACUGGAUAUUAUCUGUGAGGCUUCCAUGGGAACAACAAUCAAUGCUCAAACUAAGGAUUCUGAAUACGUACGGGCAGUUUACAGAAUUGGUCAGGUAAUUGUGCAGCAAUUCCAGCAACCGUGGUUAGAAAUUCCGUGGAUUUUUUCGGUUUCCGCGUUGGGCAGAGAACACAAUCGAUUGUUGAAAAUUCUCCAUGGAUUCACUGAAGACGUGAUUCACAAAAGACGGGAAGCCUUGAAUAAAAAAGGAAAUAAGAAAACCGGAGAAAUUGAAACGGGGAUGAGAAAUCGUUUGCCGCUUCUCGACUUGCUGAUCAAGACCUCUGAUGACGGGAAGGUCCUCUCAAAUCAGGACAUCCGGAAUGAAAUUGAUACUUUCAUGUUUGAGGGUCACGACACAGUCUCUUCUCUGAUGGGUUGGUUUCUGUACUGCAUGGCAACAAAUACAGAUUGCCAGGAUAAAGUACGGACCGAACUAGACGAUCUAUUUGGUGACUCAGAAAGAGAUUGCUCAGAAGAGGAUAUUCCCAACUUGAAGUAUCUUGAAUGCUGCAUUAAAGAAACGUUGCGCUUGUAUCCCAGCGUCCCUUUAUUUGAUAGGACAAUUUUAGAAGAUGUUCAGAUUGGUAAAUAUUUAAUUCCUGCCGGUUGCACGGUAGCGUGUCCAACUUUUGCAACGCAUCGAAAUCCAAAAACAUUUCCGGAUCCGUUGGUUUUCAACCCCGAACGUUUUUUCCCGGACGAGGCUGUUGGCCGGCAUCCGUAUGCGUACAUCCCGUUCAGUGCUGGACCCCGCAACUGCAUCGGACAAAGAUUUGCCAUGUUGGAAACCAAAGUCGUGCUGUCAACGCUCCUUCGCCGUUUCAAAUUCGAGGUCUCAGCCAACACCAAGCCACCGAUUAGAUCAACUCAACUCAUCUUGAAGUCGAUGAACGGCAUCAAUUUAGUUGUCUCUCGUCGUUGAAAGCGUUUGUGAUCUGCGCGACAUAUUGCGGGGGCGAUUUAAAUUGUGAAUUAAUAACACGGUAUUGGCAAAACUGUUUUCCGUACUUUAAGCACUCGUGAAGUGUAAUUGGCAAACUUCCACAA